Molecule: messenger RNA, 713 nt
Organism: Microtus ochrogaster (prairie vole)
Lineage: Eukaryota; Metazoa; Chordata; Mammalia; Rodentia; Cricetidae
Product: proteasome subunit beta type-3-like
Source: RefSeq, a predicted model, not a curated record
CAGAGCCGGUUUACAAGAAUCGCAGUGGCGAUCGGAGUCUUACUAAAGCGCAAUCAUGUCUAUUAUGUCCUAUAACGGAGGGGCCAUCAUGGCCAUGAAGGGAAAGAACUGUGUGGCCAUCGCCGCGGACAGGCGUUUCGGAAUCCAGGCCCAGAUGGUGACCACAGACUUCCAGAAGAUCUUUCCCAUGGGUGACAGGCUGUACAUAGGCUUGGCCGGGCUGGCCACCGACGUCCAGACAGUUGCUCAGCGCCUCAAGUUCCGGCUGAACCUGUAUGAGCUGAAGGAAGGUCGGCAGAUCAAGCCCUACACCCUCAUGAGCAUGGUGGCCAACCUCUUGUAUGAGAAACGGUUUGGUCCCUACUACACAGAGCCUGUCAUUGCCGUGGACCCGAAGACCUUUAAGCCCUUCAUUUGCUCUCUAGACCUCAUUGGCUGCCCCAUGGUAACUGACGACUUUGUGGUCAGUGGUACCUGCUCCGAACAGAUGUAUGGGAUGUGCGAGUCUCUCUGGGAGCCCAACAUGGAUCCAGAACACCUGUUUGAGACCAUUUCCCAAGCCAUGCUGAACGCCGUGGACCAGGAUGCUGUCUCGGGCAUGGGCGUCAUUGUCCAUAUCAUCGAAAAGGACAAGAUCACCACCAGGACACUGAAGGCCCGGAUGGACUAACCCUGCGCCCUGGUCCUGGUUUCCUUUUGUUAUUUUUCUUUCA